This is a messenger RNA of Punica granatum (pomegranate), 846 nucleotides long. The record is from RefSeq and is a predicted model, not a curated record. Lineage: Eukaryota; Viridiplantae; Streptophyta; Magnoliopsida; Myrtales; Lythraceae.
AACCAGUUUCUGUCUAGCUAAUUAAGAGCUGGAACAACGGAUCUUCCUUAUCCUUAUAUUGUUCAAAGGUCGUCGUCAACCAUCAUACAUAUAUACCAUCGGAGCCAUUGAUGAAAGCUUCAAUUAUUUGGCUUCACCUUAAUUUGAUCUUCUCCUCUCUCUGCCUUAGAGGUCUGCAGUUUCGGUUCUAAUGGCGGAAUUCUUGGGCAAUCCUUUCUUCAGCUGCAGAAACUGCCGGAACCCUCUCGCCCUCCGGGAGGACCUCCUUAACAAAAAUUUCCUGGCGAAAACCGGUCAAGCUUACUUGUUCACGAAUGUGGUGAACAUAGCGCUCGGAAGGAAAGAGGACAGACAGUUGAUCACCGGGAAGUUUGCGAUUGCGACCAUCUAUUGCAGCAACUGCGGAGUGGAACUCGGAUGGAAGUACCUGGCUGCUUACGACGUGAAGCAAAAGUACAAGGAAGGAAGGUUCAUAAUCGAGAGGUCCAAGAUUGUCAAAGAGUAUUGAUGGACAACCUAGUUCCCCGUAUUCUGGCAUCACUCGGUCUCGCCUAUGUAUAUUCAUCUUUGUUCGUCCCCGACAGUAAUACGGCCGCGAGUGGACUUUAUUUCUCAUUUUCGGCACGUCUCGUGUGUAUGCAAUCUUCACUUUAUAUACAUCGAUUUCUUUCAAACCGGCCAUGAGCUGUCUUUUGCUGCUCUCGAGGCUGACUAAGCAGAUUCUUGCUCUCGAGGCUUCGUGCGAUUCAGCUGUCCCGUUUAGCUUUGCAACUCGUUUUAACUUGUACUUUGAUAUUAGCUUGAUCAAUGGUGAAGUGAAAUAGACGGCUGAUCAUUUUCCAUGCU